AUGGAAGAAGAACAAACUAUUUCAGAUAAUAACAUGGGAGAAAAACAAUAUGAGUUGGACGUUAACACACAGGAAAGAACAAAUAGUUUGGAUGGUAACAUAGAAGAAAAACAAUAUGAGUUGGACGUUAACACACAGCAAAUACAAAAUAAGUCGCAUAUUAUUAUAGAAGAAGAACAAACUAUUUCAGAUAAUAUCAUAGGAGAAAAACAUUAUGAGUUGGACGUUAACACACAGGAAAUUCAAAAUAAUUCGCAUAUUAUCGUAGUAGAAGAAGAAACUAUUUCAGAAACUAACAUGGAAGAAAACCAAUAUAAUUUGGACAACAUAGAAGAAAUACAGAAUAAUUCGGAUGUUAACAUGGAGGAUGAACAAGAUAUUCCAGAUGAUGAUAUGGAGGAAGAACAAAAUAAUAAUUUUGACAAUUUUUCAGAAGAUAGCGAUGAUUCCAUUAAAGAUCGAGACUUCGUUAUAUCGGAGUCUGGCAAGGGUUCUGAUUCAGAUAUUUCUGAAAUUGAAAUAACUGAAAACGAAGCUUCCGAAGAAUCUUCUGAAGAAGAUAAUCUACCUUUGACGAUAAUAAGAGAGAGGGUUCUUCAAAAAGAAAUAAAGCAUACCUUAGAAGAAAUUGUUGAGAAAGUUUCUACCAAAUUGAAUGGGGACAUGUAUACGAAGAAAGGAACUUUAAGAAAAAGAAAAAGGUAUGACACUUCUCCGGCAACAAGAACAAAGAUGCGACUAUCCAUCAAAAGACAAAAACAUUCUUUUGUUAAAGAAAAUUGUGGUGAAAAAUGUAGAAAGAAAUGUGUUCAAAAAAUCAGUGCACAACGACAGGAAGUAAUUAAUAGAGAAUUUUGGGACAUGACUGAAAAAGAGAGGCGUGCUUUUAUAUUACACAAAACAAGCACCACUGGUGUUAAAAGAAGAUCACAACCAGUGACUGCCGAGGGAUCUAGAAGAAAUAAAUCUGUUUCCUAUUAUUUACCCGACGAGACCGGAAAUAAUCAGCAGGUUUGUAAAAAGUUUAUUCUGGCAACGUUAGGAUAUGAACUGAAAAACGAUCGUGUCCUUAGAAAUAUCACCCUGCAAAAUGACAGGACAUCCAUUGUUCCAAAACAGGAUAAUCGGGGUAGAAAACAAAAACAAAAUAAGUUUGAUGAAACAUUGAUUGAACAACAUGUUGAAAGUUUUGGACCUACAAUUUCUCAUUAUAGACGAGAACAUGCUCCGUUGAGAAAAUACCUGCCAAGUGAUAUCACAAUAAGGGCAAUGCAUAAAAACUUUUUACAUCAGCAUCAAGUUAAUAUUUCUUAUGAACUCUACAGAAAAGUGGUGGCACGUAUGAACAUUUCAUUCUCAAAUUUGGGACAUGAAGAAUGUUUUGUUUGUGAAUCAUUUAGAAUCCACUGCAUGUCAACAGGGCAUCAAAAGAACGACAAUACCGAAGACUGUGAUGUGUGCACAUCAUUUCCAAAGCAUCGAGAUGGAUAUCGAAAUGCAAGGAAAGAGUAUAAACUAGACAGUGUCAAAAAGGAUGGUUUAUACGUUUCAGCAGAUCUCCAAAAGGUGAUUAUGCUUCCCAGGUGCGAGAUGUUUAAGGAAAUAAUCUUUAUGCCUAGAGUUAUUGCAUUCAACGAAACAUUUGUGCCUAUUGGAAAAUCGCAGGAAAAACCAUUCGCUGUCAUUUGGCACGAAGCUAUCUCAGGAAGAUCCAAAGACGAUAUUAUUUCAACCUUUUAUAAUUUCUUACUUUCUAUUAGGGAUGUAGAAAAUGUAACAAUAUGGUUGGAUAACUGUGCUGCGCAAAAUAAGAACUGGGGCCUCUUUUCAUUUCUAACUUACGUAAUUAAUUCAAACGAAAUUAAUUUAAAAGAAUUGAAUUUAAAAUAUUUUCAAUCCGGGCACACUUUUAUGUCCAGUGACGCUUUCCACCACCAAGUGGAAUUGGCUUUAAAAAAAAAGAAAAAAGUUUACGAUUUUAAAGACUUUAGCGAAUGUGUGGCAUCAGCGAAUUCUAAAAAAGUUAUUGUCAAAGAAAUGGAAAUUGAUAACUUUUAUACCUUUCCCGAUCUAACAUCACAAUAUAAAUUGAGUAAAAUAAAUCCCAGGCCUUAUCUGCAGGAUAUGGUUUUCGUUCAGUUUCAGAGGGGGCAAAGAAGUUUAAAAUUCAAAUCAUCUUUUUCUGAAGAUUUUCAAAAUCUAAAUUUUUUAUUACAAAAAUAUGAAAAAGGGUCCUUGCCUCAACCUAAAAAAAAAGUUACUGAAAGGGGGGUUUCCAAAGAAAGAAAAAACAAUAUCUUGAAUAAAAUUCAAGGUUUGGUUCCAGAAAACCGAUUAUUUUUCUGGCAAAAUCUUAAAGAAACAGAUCACGAAGUUGAUUUAGAAUAAUUAGAAUUAGGCGAUUAACCAAUUUAAUGUUAGGUUUAUUAUUACCUCACUAAUUAUGUUCAAUUUACAUUAUAUAUUAAAAAUAUAAUACAUAACUUUGACAGAUAUGACGAUUUUUAUUAGCAUAAUAAUACAUAAAACUAAAGCGAAAUGUCGUAACUGCAUUUUGCUCGCUCUGUGACCUUGAAAUACUCUGAAACUUAUAGAAAAAAUAGAACUCGAAAUUAUUUUUGUCAUGUUAUACACACAUAGUGCUCACUGUAGUUUAAAAGAAAAAACUCUAUUUUUCGUAAAAACACAUUUUUCUCACAUAAACAAAAUCUGCAGAUACGCCCUUCUUGCUUAGCAGGGCAGUAUUCAUGAAUAAAAUUUGAA
This is a messenger RNA of Ceutorhynchus assimilis (cabbage seed weevil), 2763 nucleotides long. Lineage: Eukaryota; Metazoa; Arthropoda; Insecta; Coleoptera; Curculionidae. The record is from the annotation of a GenBank genome assembly.